UGUGUUCUUCGCCAUUAUUUCCUUCACCUUUGCCACUGGUUUCUGGUUGCAGAAGCAAAAUUGUAAGAGGUAAUGGCUCCUAAGCAGCCCAAUACGGGCCUCUUUGUGGGUUUUAACAGAGGAGAUGUUGUGACCAAGAAGGAAUUAGCUCCAAGGCCCUCUGGCCGCAAAGGGAAAACCAGUAAGAGGGUACAUUUCGUCAGAAACUUGAUUAGGGAAGUCGCUGGAUUUGCACCAUAUGAGAAGAGGAUUACUGAGCUUCUGAAAGUUGGAAAGGACAAGCGUGCUCUGAAAGUGACUAGGAGGAAGCUUGGAACCCACAAGAGGGCGAAGAAGAAGUGUGAGGAGAUGUCCAAUGUUCUCCGCAAGAUGAGAGCUGGUGGAGGUGCUGAGAAGAAGAAAUGAGAAUUCUUUUUCUGGUUGUAUUUGUGUUAGCC
Molecule: messenger RNA, 437 nt
Organism: Humulus lupulus (European hop)
Lineage: Eukaryota; Viridiplantae; Streptophyta; Magnoliopsida; Rosales; Cannabaceae
Product: large ribosomal subunit protein eL36y-like
Exons: 1
Coding region: 73-405 (110 amino acids)
Biological process (GO): cytoplasmic translation
Cellular component (GO): cytosolic large ribosomal subunit; ribosome
Molecular function (GO): structural constituent of ribosome
Source: RefSeq, a predicted model, not a curated record